Didymosphaeria variabile is the source of this 879-nucleotide messenger RNA. RefSeq lists its product as uncharacterized. The transcript has a single exon. The record is from RefSeq and is a predicted model, not a curated record. Lineage: Eukaryota; Fungi; Ascomycota; Dothideomycetes; Pleosporales; Didymosphaeriaceae. The coding region runs from base 1 to 879 and encodes 292 amino acids. Gene Ontology annotation, biological process: response to hydrogen peroxide; protein complex oligomerization; response to heat.
AUGGCCUUCUUCCUUACCCCACGCUUUGCGCCAGCCUACACUGCUCAGCAGUGCAAUCCAUGGGCCUGCGCCCCACGACCACAGCACUCCUACCGCCGCGCUACGCGCCCAUCGUUCCCUUCAUUCGCGCCAUUCCUAAGCGAGGUGGAUGAAUUGAUGAGCGCACUCGAUGAAGAGACUCGACGGGAAGCGGCCCGCCGCGAAGCACUUCGUCAGCGCCAACAGCGCAAGCGCAUCGUCCGAGCGCAUUUCAACGUGCAUGAGAACCAGGGAGGAUACCAAGUCGAUGCUGAGAUUCCCGGCUUCGAGCAGGAGCACAUCGAAAUUGAAGUGACGGACGACAACACCCUGAGACUCUCAGGCAAUACCGAGAGGAAGGUUGAGCAGCAGCAGCCACAGCCCGCCGAGACAUCUACCAAGAUAUCAACAAAUGAGGUUGACGCUCCUCAUGACGCCAUGGACGGCAUGACCCUCAACAAACCCGAAGAGGCCACCGCUUCCGGUGCAGCUACUCCCGCGCAUUCCGACACCGAGUCGCAUAGGUCUUACCAGGCCACCGUAGAAGACGACUUCGAAGACCUUGGUGCUGAGACUUCAUCCACCAUAUCUGCUCAUAUGGACUCUGACGCACCCAAAGAGUCCAAGGGCAAGGAGAAAGCUGUUGAUCAGCCCGCCACUACCAAUACCGAGACCGCUGUGCAGCAGCAACAGCAGCAAGAGAACGAGGAGCGGCGUUUCCACGGCUCCUUCGAGCGAACGUUCCGCUUCCCGGAGAGGAUCGAUGCUGUUAAUGUGACGGCCAGCCUUAGGAAUGGUCUGCUUAGCAUCACUGUCCCAAAGGCCAAGGCUCCGGAGGUCAGGAGGAUAAUAAUUCAGUAG